GCACCGAGGCGCGGAGGGGGAAAAGCGGCUAUUUUCUUUUUUUGUCCGGCUCAGCCAUGUCGUCGCGUCAGAGGAGCCCGCUCGGUGGCCGCGCUCACAGUAGACCACCAGCUCGUUGGACUCAAGGAAGGAAGCGUGGAGCAGAUGGCAAACAGAGAAGCACACAUGAUCCUAGCAUGUCCAAUUCUGAUGAUAAAAAUACAUGCAGUUUGUCGGACAGUAGGCCAGAUAGUUUCACAACACCAGAAAGCCAUAAACCUCGUUCACGAUGUUCAGACUGGGGAAGUGCAGUUGAAGAAGAUGAAAUGCGGACUAAUGUUAAUAAAGAAAUGGCAAGAUACAAAAGAAAACUCUUGAUAAAUGAAUAUGGAAGAGAGAGAAAGCUGUCUUCUGGAAGUUCUGACUCCAAGGAGUCCACAGCAGCAGUGGAACUUGAGACGGAUGAGGCUGUUCUGAUGAGGAGACAGAAACAAAUAAAUUAUGGGAAGAACACACUGGCAUAUGACAGAUAUAUUCGAGAAGUUCCAAAGUGUCUACGAGUUCCAGGGGUCCAUCCAAGGACUCCCAAUAAAUUUAAGAAGUAUAGCCGAAGAUCCUGGGACCAACAAAUCAGACUGUGGAAAGUUGCACUUCAUUUUUGGGACCCUCCUGGUGAAAGAAGUUGUGACAUGCAAGUAAUUAGUCCUGUUGAUCUUGGUGACAUGGAAACAGAAUCUAUAGGAAGUAAUUCUGCUGGGUCACAAGGAAGCUCUCAGGAUAAUGAUGAAAACUGUAUGGGCACACCCACCAAAGUGAGAAGCAUUGACCAUCUGGUGGAAGAUGAAUUUGAGCUGGAGGCAUGUUAGGUUUUGACAUACUUCAUGACUGUAAAGCAUGCAUUCUACUGGCUGCUUUUUGAGAAAGGAAUGUCUUACUCAAGAAGACACAUACACCUGAAACUGUCUUAUCUAACAGUCUGGAGAACUGGAGUAUGGCAGCUGUGAAAUUGCAACCAAUGUUUUCACCUGACUACUUUUUUAUACAAAGCAUAAAACUUGAGUUAUAUGUAAUUGAGUGAUUGCCUAAUUUUAUGUAUACUCAGGAGGUAGCUUUAUAAACAGUUUAAUUAUAGUUCAGAUGAUAAACCAGCCCAGACAAUGUUGACACACUUGAAGAGCUUGAAAACUUGACACAUUAGAAGGAGAACUUCAGCAUUGGUGCUGAGCUAUUGGCUCUUGUCCACAGACGAAGAAUAUGAUAGGCAGUAAGUUGUAGUUCUCCACACUGCCCUAUAAUUCAUAUUGCAAAGGACCACUUAUUGAUAGCACAAGGCAGUGGCAUUUUAUGCUUCUUGAACCUUUGUGUUCUUCAGAUAUUGACAACAUGUGUGCAAUGACAAGGUAAUGUGUGUGAACAGGCUCUUUUCUUUAUGAUAAAAGGCUUUGAUCCUGUUUCCAGGUCCACCUUAAGGUGUUGGCUCUCAAGUUUAUUCUGAAUUGAUGCUUGUAAAUAGUUGUGUGCAGAACUUCACUAACUUUUAAAGAAGAAUUAAUGAACAGAACUUUGGAGACUGUUGACUUAUUUUUUUCAUGAUGUAAAGCUAUAGACUUUUUACUAAAAACAGUUGCUGUUUUGUAUGGGAUAAGGCAUAAAUAAAGCAAGUACAUCUUUAUGUG
Messenger RNA from Lacerta agilis (Sand lizard), 1655 nucleotides. It is a transcript of the gene SLBP, whose product is annotated as stem-loop binding protein. The coding region runs from base 57 to 845 and encodes 262 amino acids. Gene Ontology annotation, biological process: mRNA transport; mRNA 3'-end processing by stem-loop binding and cleavage. Gene Ontology annotation, molecular function: mRNA binding; histone pre-mRNA stem-loop binding. NCBI's taxonomy places the organism in Eukaryota, Metazoa, Chordata, Lepidosauria, Squamata, Lacertidae. Gene Ontology annotation, cellular component: histone pre-mRNA 3'end processing complex; cytoplasm. The transcript is spliced from 8 exons. The record is from RefSeq and is a predicted model, not a curated record.